Messenger RNA from Triticum aestivum (bread wheat), 1349 nucleotides. Its product is annotated as brassinosteroid-responsive RING protein 1. The record is from RefSeq and is a predicted model, not a curated record. The coding region runs from base 261 to 644 and encodes 127 amino acids. NCBI's taxonomy places the organism in Eukaryota, Viridiplantae, Streptophyta, Magnoliopsida, Poales, Poaceae. The transcript has a single exon.
CGGCGACGCCGCGCCACCCAACCCCAACCGGACGCACGCUAGCCGCUAGCGCUGCCACCCCCACCCAGCCGGAUCCUUCCCCGCCCCGCUCCUUCGCUUUUAUAUAAGCCGGCCUCGCCCCGUCUCGGCCUCCCCACGCCUGCCACCACCACCAGCACACCGUCGUCCUCACACUUGCCUCUCAUCCUCCCUGCCGAGGCCGCAGCGGUCAGCAGGCGGCGCGGACGCUUCUCCUGGGCAAGGACAGGCAAGCGACAGGCAUGGGCUUCCCGGUCGGCUACUCCGAGCUUCUGCUCCCCAAGCAGCUGCUCCACCUCCUCCUCCUGCUCGGUUACCUCCGCCGCUUCCUCCUCUGGGCCUUCGACGCCGUCGGCCUCGGCGACCUGCUGGAUCUCGGGGACGAGCACCUGCCGCAGGACCACGCGCGCGCCGACCACGCCGCCGCGGCGGCGCAGCUGCUGCAGCACCGGCGGCCCGAGUUCCGGCCCGUCACGGCCAUGGUCAUCGAGGAGGUGCUCCCCGUGGUGCGGUUCGACGAGCUGGAGGCCGCGGCGUGCGUCGACGGGGACUGCGCCGUGUGCCUCAGCGGCAUCGGCGGCGGCGACGAGGUGCGGCGAGCUGCCUGGCCCCAGCCGUGUACAUAGGGCGAAAUGAGUAAAGUAACCGCCCCGAAAAGGGCUAGGAGAUUAGAUUCUUGUUAUGUAUAGCUAGAUUCCAUCUUCCAAGUUUGCGGAGCUGUGGAUCUUCCUUUCUUCUGCCAAUUAAAUUUGUUGAUGAGUUAGGCGUUCCGGGUGCAAAAUUUGGGUCCCUUUGCUCCUUCUCUUUCCCCGCGUUGGUCAGGCCGUUCGGCCGCUCGGCUUUUCGUUGCAUAUACUAGUAGUGCAAAUUUAGAAAGGCUUCAUCAAAUCCCCCCGCUGAGCGUACAAAUUUAGGAAGGAUUCUACAUCAGCUGAGGAUUUUUCCUUUCUGAAACCAUAUGCAUCCUGGCAAGUGGCAGGAAAUUUAGGCCCCGACAGUACAGCCGCAGCCUUCCCUUGAUUGGAUCUACUAGUAGUACCGUUGUUAUUGCUACUCCUACAACUGCUGACACUGAAACCCAUGCAGUAGGGCAGUGGAAGAAUGUUCUGGAAUGGUAGUAAAUUAGGUAAAAAUGAACAUAUUUGGCCCUUCUUCGAAACUUACAAUACAAAAUACUACUCCAUCCGAUUUCUAAAUAUAAGACAUUCUAUAGAUUUCAAUACAAACUACAUACAAAUAUAUAUAUAGACAUGCUUUAGAGGAUAGAUUCACCCACUUUGCUCCGUAUGUAGUUUCUUAUUGAAAUCUCUAAAAGAACUUAUAUUUAGAUA